ACUCUCACAACAGCAGCGACGACGAGCCAUUGUGCCUGUGUGUGUGCUUCAACGGCUGCUCCCGUAACAUCUCCGAUUUUCCGUGUGCGAUCGACGUUCGACCAAGAGUCGUGCAUUGAGGAACGUGCCCAAAUCUGAUCCAUAGCCGGGACACUUCAUACCGAGCGAUGUCGUUCCACCGGGGCCCAGCCAGUUACGGGAAUCCGGGUGGCCGCGAUAUGGGAUUCCGUAAUGGGAAUUCCCGAGGGGGUGGAAGUCAACCUGGGGGAUCGCUCCGGAAGCCUCGUUGGGACAUGGAACGACUGCCUCCUUUCCAGAAGGAUUUCUACCGCGAAAACGAAAUCACUCAGAGCAGAUCUUCCGCGGACGUUGACUUGUUCCUCCAGAACAACGAAAUCACUUUGUCUGGUCGGGGAGUUCCGAAGCCGAUCCUCACGUUUCAGGAGAUUGAAUUACCCCCAGACGUUGUGGUUGUGAUCCAGGAGCAAAAAUAUCAGGCACCGACCUGCAUUCAGGCCCAAGGUUGGCCGAUCGCGCUCUCGGGGAGAGACCUCGUUGGAAUCGCACAGACCGGCUCUGGGAAAACCUUGGCUUUCAUACUGCCCGCCAUAAUCCACAUCCAGAACCAACCAAGACUCCAACGGGGCGAUGGUCCCAUCGCUCUCGUCCUUGCUCCUACCAGAGAACUGGCGCAGCAGAUACAGACCGUGGCCGACACUUUCGGGAGACCAGCCGGUGUGAGAAAUACCUGUGUGUUCGGAGGGGCACCGAAAGGCCCCCAACUCCGAGAUCUUGAACGAGGUGUGGAGAUCUGCAUCGCUACACCUGGACGUCUGAUUGAUUUCCUGGAAGCCGGGAAAACCGACUUGCGACGUUGCACCUAUCUCGUGUUGGACGAAGCAGACCGUAUGUUGGACAUGGGUUUCGAGCCCCAGAUCCGUAAAAUCAUCGAGCAAAUUCGUCCUGACCGUCAAGUUCUCAUGUGGUCGGCAACGUGGCCGAAGGAAGUCAAAAGUCUGGCUGAGGAUUUCUUGAAAGAUUAUAUCCAAAUCAAUAUUGGAGCUCUACAACUGUCGGCGAAUCAUCGGAUUCUGCAGAUCAUCGACGUCUGUUCUGAAUCUGAGAAGGAUAGCAAACUCAUCAACUUGCUCGAAGAGAUAAUGAACGAGAAGGAAAAUAAGACAAUCGUAUUCGCGGAAACAAAAAGAAAAGUAGAUGAAAUCACCCGCCGGAUGCGACGCGAUGGUUGGCCUGCCAUGUGCAUACACGGUGACAAAGCUCAGCAGGAACGCGAUUGGGUCUUGCAUGAAUUCCGUUCGGGGAAGAGCCCCAUUCUGGUGGCUACCGAUGUUGCUGCUCGGGGUCUUGACGUGGACGACGUGAAAUUCGUCAUCAACUAUGACUACCCGAAUUGUUCCGAGGACUACGUCCAUCGAAUCGGUCGUACAGCGCGCUCGAACAAAACCGGAACCGCCUACACGUUUUUCACAUCGAACAAUGCGAAGCAAGCGCAGGAACUUAUCGACGUGCUUCAAGAAGCGAAGCAGGUGGUUAAUCCCAAACUCUACGAGCUGGCUGAUUCAGCCAAGGGUUUCGGGAACAGCAAGAGACGCUGGGGUGGUCCACCGUCUCGAAAUGGCGGCGGUGCAUUCCGCAACGGAGGUGGGAACGGCUACGCCAACGGACGGGCGAAAUGGUAAAGCGCUGGAGUCUCCCUUCCGGAUCGAUCCUUAGGGUGCGAGCAAACUUCAGAUCUCUCCGAAGCAACCUAUCGUCGGUCUGAGAAAUUCUUAAAUUAUGAGGGUCAGCCAUCAUUAUUGCGGAGGGACACGCGCUCCUAGCUGAAGUCCGAAUCUUCUACCAAAAGCAAUGGCUUUACACCUAUCCAUGGCUUCGUCGCCCGAAUGCUUCCUCGAUUCGCAAAUCGGAAUUUCGGGGCUCGUGAAAUUAGUUCUCAUGAGGGUCUUCAGUUCUUUGAAAGAAUUCGGAGCCACACAAUCAUCGGUAAUCAUCAAGAGCGAAGAGACGGUCGUAUCAGACGUGGUGGAAGUCUCCCUGAGGUACCGAGCAGGAGACUUGAGAAGCUGAGCUUUACCGCAAGCUCAACCUGAACGAGAUGUAUAACCACACGAGAAAGUCUCUCAUCUCGUGAUGUCCUUUCCGAAACCUGGGCCGACCUUUUUGGACUUCAAUACUUGUGUUGUCGCUGGAUGUGGUGAGUAUGACGGGGUUUCAAUUGUCUCGAACCUUGAGUUCCCAGUGAGUUUCGAGCAGGAGCCAGAUCAGAUUGACGAAUAAACAUCAAAUCAAAGAUCAAAAC
This is a messenger RNA of Galendromus occidentalis (western predatory mite), 2320 nucleotides long. Its product is annotated as probable ATP-dependent RNA helicase DDX5. Gene Ontology annotation, molecular function: nucleic acid binding; ATP binding; RNA helicase activity. The transcript is spliced from 7 exons. Lineage: Eukaryota; Metazoa; Arthropoda; Arachnida; Mesostigmata; Phytoseiidae. The record is from RefSeq and is a predicted model, not a curated record. The coding region runs from base 168 to 1700 and encodes 510 amino acids.